Messenger RNA from Pyrenophora tritici-repentis Pt-1C-BFP, 1503 nucleotides. Its product is annotated as LldD, L-lactate dehydrogenase (FMN-dependent) and related alpha-hydroxy acid dehydrogenase. The record is from RefSeq and is a predicted model, not a curated record. NCBI's taxonomy places the organism in Eukaryota, Fungi, Ascomycota, Dothideomycetes, Pleosporales, Pleosporaceae. Gene Ontology annotation, molecular function: oxidoreductase activity; heme binding.
AUGUCGCGAGUUGAUGGAGCAGAAGUAGCCAAGCACAAUACCAAGAAGGACUGCUGGAUCGUGCUCGAUUCAAAAGCGUAUAACGUGACAGACUUUCUGCUCGAGCAUCCGGGGGGCGCCCCGAUCAUUUUGAAGAACGCCGGAUCGGAUGCGACAGCAGAGUUCGAAAAGUACCAUCCGUUGAGCUACCUAGAGGACUACCUACCCAAAGAUGCCUGUCUCGGUCCCGUCGACCCAAACACAUUUGGCCACUUGCGCCAAGUCAAGAGCCAAGAAUCGACAAAGCCAUCCAAUACCGACCCAAACUCCAAUGAAAUCCCGCACGCGAGCCUUUGCGUCUCUGCGACCGACUUCGAAGCCGUGGCUAAAGCAGUAAUACCUCACAAGUCAUAUGUAUACGCCUCUGGCUCGGCCAAUACCGGUGCAUCGAUCAAGGGCAACAUCGAUGACUGGGGCCGUAUCAACUUCCGCCCGCGUGUGAUGCGUGAUGUGGGAGAGGUAGAUACGCGCCGCGAGAUCUUUGGUCAUGGCUCACCCUACCCAUUCUAUAUUUGUCCAAUGGGAACGAUGGGUGCCAUCCACCCGGGCGCCGAGCCAGAGAUGAUACGCGGGGCAGUGCGAAAGGGCGUACACACAGUAGUCAGUACAGCGAGUUCGAAGAGCAGCGAGCAGAUUAUGCAAAGUUACAAGGACGAGCAGGAACGGCUCGGUCAUGGAAGUCCAACUCAGCUCUUCUACCAGUACUACAUGCCUGUAGACAGGAAGAAAGCCAUCGAGCUCUUGCAUAUCGUCAAACGCUGCGGAUACAAGGGAUUAUGGAUCACGGUCGAUGCACCCAUUUUGGGAAAGCGAACCGCGGAUCGUUACCUGCAGGCUGAAGAAGCUUUCGCGGUAGGCCUCGCAGAGGAGAGUACAGCGGACUGGGAAGCAGGAGGUGAUAAUGCUUUCGCACCCGCCAUGGGUGGACGCCCUGUUCAGGGUCAACUGAGUCCGCACUUGUCCUGGGCCGAUCUCGAGUGGAUUCGCAAGGAAUGGGAUGGGCAUAUCGUGUUGAAGGGUUUACAAUGUGCGGAAGAUGCCAAGCUUGCGAUGGACUACGGUUGUGAUGGUAUCUUGCUGAGUAACCAUGGGGGUAGACAGCUCCAUACCGCACCUAGUGCCCUCAUGACGCUCCUGGAGAUCCGAACGUAUUGCCCAGAGGUCCUGGGAAAGCUGGAGGUGUUCCUCGAUGGCGGCUUGAGAGACGGAAAUGAUGUGCUCAAGGCGUUGUGCCUGGGUGCAACUGCUGUUGGUGUAGGCAGGCCAUUCCUGUAUGCGCUUGGCGCAUAUGGGUCGAAAGGUGUUGAGAGGUGUGUUGACAUACUCGCGGAAGAGGUGCAAACGGGCAUGCGAUUGCUGGGGAUUACUUCAUUGGAUCAGUGUAAGCCGGAGAUGGUCAACGCGACGCGUUUGCUCAACGAGAUGUGGCGACCAGAACCAUCAGAUCUGAAGAGCAAGCUGUAG